AUGGCGAGCGCCUCGAAGCAGUCUGUGGUAUCGACGUUACAGCAUGCACAAACAACUGCCCUGCUGAACUUGCUUAACCUCAAUCAACCUGUUGAGGCUCCCUCUGCACACUCAGGAAAGGGUGCCCCAGGCUUUAAAACCCCUCCAGUAUCCGGGCCACCUGUAUGGAAAAUUCUGGUCCUGGAUCAGCAAACCAAGGAUGUUCUUGCGACUGUCCUGCGCGUUCAGGAUCUACGUGACGCGGGGGUGACCCUCCACGUACAGCUUCACUCCUUACGACCUCCUUUGCCUGAUGUUCCCGCCGUAUAUUUUGUCUCUCCAACAUUGACAAAUAUCAAGCGCAUCGCUCAAGACCUACAAAAGUCGUUAUACGAAUCUUUCCAUUUAAACUUCGUCGAACCGCUUCCCCGCGCUCUUCUAGAAGAACUUGCAGCUUCUGUGGCACAGGACGGUACUGGAGAGCUCGUCGAACAAGUCGUUGACCAGUACCUCUCAUUUAUAGCCCCUUCACCUUCACUUUUCUCCCUUUUACCUCAUCCACUUAUACCCUCUGUAACGUCCCCUACACCACCGACUUCAUCUGGGCCUGUUGCCACUUAUACCAUACUGAAUUCUCCUUCCUCCACUGAACAACAAAUCGAAGAAGAGAUUGAACGCGUAGCUAAUGGACUCUUCAGUGCAGUCGCUACCAUGGGACACGUACCCUUUAUUCGAGCACCAAGAGGAAAUGCAGCCGAGAUGGUUGCAAAGAAACUGGAGACCAAGAUUCGGGACGCCAUUCUUUCCGGCGCCCGUUCUCAUGGCACAUCUACUACUUCACUCUUCUCUCAAGAUUCUACUGGACUUUCAAAUUUACAGCGCCCUCUUUUGCUUAUCCUGGACCGUAAUGUGGAUUUGGUGUCAGUCGUUGCUCAUGGUUGGACAUAUCAAGCUCUGGUUUCCGACUGUCUCGACAUUAAACUCAACCGCGUGACCGUCACUCAGCAGCAAGGGAAGAAGUCAUACGACCUAGACUCAAAAGACUUUUUCUGGGCUCAGAAUGCCGCCAACCCGUUUCCCCAGGUCGCAGAGGAGAUUGACUUGGAGCUGAACAAAUACAAACAAGAUGCCGCGGAAAUUACGCGAAGUACCGGUGUCAGUGAUGUUAACGAUAUAUCACAGCUAGACCUCACAGCAAAUGCUGCACAUCUGAAAACCGCUAUAACUCAGCUACCUGAGUUGACAGCGAGAAAAGCAACAUUGGAUACCCAUAUGAAUAUAGCAACUGCCCUGCUAGAACAAAUCAAGAAACGCUCCCUUGACGAAUUGUUUAGCACAGAAGAAGCCAUUACAAGACAGACAACUGCGUCCAUUCUGGAGUUCCUACGUGCCCCUCGUCCCGAUGGAGAACUCACCGCUAAUGAUAAGCUCCGUCUCGUUCUUGUGUUCUACCUCUCAGCACCCGACAAUUCAGUUUCAAAGGACGACGUCGCAGAGCUAGAGAAAGAGUUAAAGUCUGCAGGCGCAGAUGUGGCAGCGUUCGAAUAUGUCAGACGAACACGCGAAAUUUCGCGCAUGACCUCUUCUAUCAGCGCUGCAAAUACAGGGACUGCAACUCCCGCCCUUGGAGGUGUAGCUGGUCAAGGAGGGGAACUGUUCAAAGGCUUCAGUGCUCUAGGGAAUAAGCUUACAGACCGCCUCAAAGAUGGAAGAUUUGACACCCUCAUCUCAGGCGUCAAGAACUUUUUACCCACCAACAAACUUUUCCCCGUUUCAAGGCUCACUGAGGCGCUCAUGGACUCAUCAGCGGCUUCUAACCAAUCUUUGGCGGAAACCGACGAAUAUGUCUUCCUGGACCCCCGCGCCCCACGGCAUGGCCAUACAGGGAUGCCUGGAGCUCCUGGUAGCAGUGGAGUUGGGAGAGCCAAACGCAUGGCAUUUUCGGAGGGAAUGGUCUUCAUAGUGGGUGGUGCCGGUUAUGUGGAAUACGGUAACCUACAGGAGUGGGCAAGCAAAACAGGCAAAAGAGUGACGUACGGUGGAACUGAGAUUGUCGACCCAGGAGGUUUUGUUAAAAUUUUAGAGAGCCUUGGGAAGGCCGGAACUUCUUAA
Molecule: messenger RNA, 2091 nt
Organism: Psilocybe cubensis
Lineage: Eukaryota; Fungi; Basidiomycota; Agaricomycetes; Agaricales; Agrocybaceae
Exons: 9
Coding region: 1-2091 (696 amino acids)
Biological process (GO): endoplasmic reticulum to Golgi vesicle-mediated transport; intracellular protein transport
Cellular component (GO): Golgi membrane; cytosol
Molecular function (GO): syntaxin binding
Source: RefSeq, a predicted model, not a curated record